AAAAGAGAAAACAUUCGUUCCUUGACUAUGUCUGGCCAUGUUGGUUUUGAGAGUUUGCCUGAUCAGCUGGUGAACAGAUCCAUUCAGCAAGGUUUCUGCUUUAAUAUUCUCUGCGUGGGGGAAACUGGAAUUGGAAAAUCAACACUGAUUGACACAUUGUUUAAUACUAAUUUUGAAGACCAUGAAUCCUCACAUUUUUGCCCAAAUGUUAAACUUAAAGCUCAGACAUAUGAACUCCAGGAAAGUAAUGUUCGAUUGAAAUUGACCAUUGUGAAUACAGUGGGAUUUGGUGACCAAAUAAAUAAAGAAGAGAGCUACCAACCAAUAGUUGACUACAUAGAUGCUCAGUUUGAGGCCUAUCUCCAAGAAGAACUGAAGAUUAAGCGUUCUCUCUUUACCUACCAUGAUUCUCGCAUCCAUGUUUGCCUCUACUUCAUUUCACCGACAGGCCACUCUCUGAAGACACUUGAUCUCUUAACCAUGAAGAACCUUGACAGCAAGGUAAACAUUAUACCAGUGAUUGCCAAAGCAGAUACGGUUUCUAAAACUGAAUUACAGAAGUUCAAGAUCAAGCUCAUGAGUGAAUUGGUCAGCAAUGGCGUCCAGAUAUACCAGUUCCCAACAGAUGAUGACACUAUUGCUAAGAUCAAUGCUGCGAUGAAUGGACAGUUGCCGUUUGCUGUUGUGGGAAGUAUGGAUGAGGUAAAAGUUGGAAAUAAGAUGGUCAAAGCUCGCCAGUACCCUUGGGGUGUUGUACAAGUGGAAAAUGAAAACCACUGUGACUUUGUAAAGCUGCGGGAAAUGCUCAUUUGUACAAACAUGGAGGACCUGCGAGAGCAGACCCAUACCAGGCACUAUGAGCUUUACAGGCGCUGCAAACUGGAGGAAAUGGGCUUUACAGAUGUGGGCCCAGAGAACAAGCCGGUCAGUCUUCAAGAGACCUAUGAAGCCAAAAGACAUGAGUUUCAUGGUGAACGUCAGAGGAAGGAAGAAGAAAUGAAGCAGAUGUUUGUGCAGCGAGUAAAGGAGAAAGAAGCCGUAUUGAAAGAAGCUGAGAGAGAGCUACAGGCCAAGUUUGAGCACCUUAAGAGACUUCACCAAGAAGAGAGACUGAAGCUUGAAGAAAAGAGAAGACUUUUGGAAGAAGAAAUAAUUGCUUUCUCUAAAAAGAAAGCUACCUCCGAGAUAUUCCACAACCAGCCCUUUCUAGCAACAGGCAGCAAUCUGAGGAAGGACAAGGACCGUAAGAACUCCAAUUUUUUGUAAAACAGAAGUUCCAGAGCACAGAAGGUCAUCAUCACAAGCAAACUUUAUUAAAAAAAAAAACAACUAGAAAUAUGCUUUGAUUUUGUUGUUUUUAUUUGCUUUAUCACUUCAUCUAUAUUUGGUGAACGGCCACAGUUACUGAUAUUUAUGGAAAAGUACCUUCAAGCACAAGGUCAAUAUGUAAGCCAGAGUGAAUGAUAUUUUAAGUUGAGCAUCUCUAAUUAAAAAAUCUGAAAUCCAAAAGCUUCAAAAUCUAAAUCUUUUUGAGCACUGACUUGACCCCACGAGUGGAAAAUUCCCCACCUGACACCUUUGCUUUCUGAUGGUUCAAUUUAAACAGAUUUUGUUUCUUGCACAAAAUUACUAAAAAUGUUGUAUAAAUUACUUUCAGGCUAUAUGUAUAAGGUGUAUGUGAAACAUAAAUGAAUUAUGUAAUUAGAGCCAGGUCCCAUUGUGUAUAUGCAGAUAUUCUAGAAUCUGAAAUCCGAAACAUUUCUGGUGGCUAGCAUUUUGGAUAAGGGAUACUUAACUUGUACCUAUAUAUUCAUAUAUAUUCACUGUUAGAAAUUUUUAGGUUGCUGUUUUGUGAUGACUAAAUCUUUUCUGUUGCUACCAAGCUAUUGUCACUGCAGUGCAUUAUACCAAAGAGCACGGUGUCAGUGCCAUUGAAAAUACAGAACCCAUUCAUAUCGGGGCUAUCUGAUUGCAUUUAUAGUCCUAGAUGAACCUUUUUUAUAUAUACUAAAAAUUUGGGGGAAUAUGUUUUGGGAUCUAUUAUAGAGCUAAAACUCUAACCUCUUAAUAGUUUUAUAGAACUAAAAUUUUUGAUACAGUUACCCUAUUGGUGAUAUGAUCUUAAGCUUUUGUGUCAAAUUAUUUAACAUGAUGACUUCAUGCUUCAGGAUGCCUUAUUGUGGCUGAUGUAUUACUGUGGUGAAACAAAAUAUCUUUAAAAGUUAAAACAUCCAGCUAUAUAAACUUUUUUCUAAUGAGAAAGUACCUUUGAACAUGGGUGUAUCACAGUUUUCAUUAGGAAAAUAUUUCAAUACAUACUUGUUUAAACUCUGCCUUCCAGGGGAAAUAUAAUAAGGUUGAAUCAUUUUGUUAAAAAUAUUUUUUAAGAAAAUAUGAACAUCUGAAUAUUAAAGAUAUAAAAAUGCAGAUAAUUCAUAUUUUAUGUGAUGUUUGCAUUCAGUGCCUUACUGUUCUCAACACUAAUGAUUUCUAACAUUUCUUAACAUUCGUAGAUAAAUUUUCAUUUUUUGUACUUGAAUAUUCUAAAUAAAACUGACAUUUACUCUUGACAAAUAAAACAUAUCUAUAUAUUUACUAAAAUGUGUUUAAUUUUCCUUUUUGAAAACUCAUUUUAAAGGCAAUUACAUUUUUUAAUUAUUUUGAAGAUGAGGUAUUUUAUGAGUAUUUUCAGACAAAACAUAUUAGUCUGUGUCAGAUUGUGAGCAAUCAUAAAGUCAUCUAAGUUGUAAAUAAAGCCUUGCAUAGCA
This is a messenger RNA of Cebus imitator (Panamanian white-faced capuchin), 2768 nucleotides long. RefSeq names its product septin 10 (gene SEPTIN10). NCBI's taxonomy places the organism in Eukaryota, Metazoa, Chordata, Mammalia, Primates, Cebidae. Gene Ontology annotation, cellular component: septin ring; cell division site; microtubule cytoskeleton. The coding region runs from base 28 to 1266 and encodes 412 amino acids. Gene Ontology annotation, molecular function: GTPase activity; GTP binding; molecular adaptor activity. The transcript is spliced from 9 exons. The record is from RefSeq and is a predicted model, not a curated record. Gene Ontology annotation, biological process: cytoskeleton-dependent cytokinesis.